UGGGAUGAUGAUUUCUUGGUUCAGGCUCGAAGUCAGAAGACUGGCUGAACCUUAUCCAAAUAAACAAGGGCGCGCGCGAUAAGGAGCUGACCACUGCAACUUUCUGCAACACCAACCUUCCCUUCUUCCUCAACCUUCUUCCCCUCCUGGUUCAUUAACUGUUGCUUCUUCCAAUUAUCAGCAACCUCUUGACGAAAAGUCUCCGUUUGCAACAGAAGAACUAUAUCCGGAGUGCCGAACAAGUUCAAUCAUACAAUUCGUCAUCUCAACGAACACACCGACCUGCAGCCACAAUGGCAAAGCCAACCUCCCUCAUCAUCCCCGCGGCGACAAAGCAUACCGCUACAUUAAUAAUGCUCCACGGCCUUGGAGACUCUGGCGCUGGAUGGGUUUCUCUCGCAGAGAACUGGCGCCGCAGACAAAAGUUCGAUGAGGUCAAGUUUAUAUUCCCAAAUGCGCCCGCAAUCCCAAUUACCGUGAACUUUGGAAAGCAGAUGCCAGCAUGGUUUGAUAUUAUUGAGUUCGGUGACCUCGAAGCCCGCCGAGACGAGAAAAGCAUCCUCAAGUCCCGCGAUUAUUUCCAUACUCUCAUAGCAGCCGAAAUCGAAGCUGGGAUCCCCUCGAACCGCAUUGUUCUCGGCGGAUUCUCCCAAGGCGGUGCCAUGGCGAUUUUUUCCGGUAUUACAGCACCAACGAAGCUCGGCGGUAUAUUCGGGUUGUCUAGCUUUCUUCUACUGCAUAAUAAGCUCAAGGAAUUCGUACCGAGCGAUAGUCCCAAUAAGGAUACAACAAUCUUCUUGGGUCACGGUGAUAGUGAUCCGCUAAUCAAGCCAGAGUGGGGACAGAUGACAGCCAGCGUUUUGAAGAAUAAUGGCUGGAAGGUGGAUUUGAAGAUGUAUAAGUAAGUGAUAAGCUAUAUGUGAGCCGCGGCACUUGCUAAUGCUGGGACCAGGGGGUUGGAGCAUUCGGCUCUGCCGGAGGAGAUUGACGAUGUCGAAAAAUACUUGAAUGAGAGGAUACCACCUGUCGGAGAGAAGCCUACCCUCUGACUCGAAGGACAGCAACCUACGAUGAACAACUACACAAUAUUGCUGGUAUUUUUAUUGACAAUUGCCACGGCUAUUAUUGGAUGGUACAUAUUUCAAAAGCCACAGAGGAAUAUCCCACACAGUGAGAAUCGGAAAACCAAAUCCUAGUUGCACGUAGAAAUGAAUUAGAAGCCAUUUGCAAAUCGG
Cadophora gregata is the source of this 1235-nucleotide messenger RNA. RefSeq lists its product as uncharacterized. The record is from RefSeq and is a predicted model, not a curated record. The transcript has 3 exons. Lineage: Eukaryota; Fungi; Ascomycota; Leotiomycetes; Helotiales; Ploettnerulaceae. Gene Ontology annotation, biological process: protein depalmitoylation. Gene Ontology annotation, cellular component: cytoplasm. Gene Ontology annotation, molecular function: carboxylic ester hydrolase activity; palmitoyl-(protein) hydrolase activity. Bases 294 to 905 code for a protein of 203 amino acids.